AUCAGUCUCAGUAAACCAGUGGACUGCAUGAAGAGUCGGAAUUAAUUCUUUUACAGGUGCACUGCAGAACUCCACCUGAUUAUAUUAAUGGAUAAGUGCAGGUCAACGUUACAAUGAGGACAUUAAACUUUGCAAAUGAUUGUCCUUAGACUGAGAAGGUUAUGGUGGGCCUAUAGCGUGAAACCAUCACUUACAAGAAAACUGAGCUUAUAUCUGAAAUAUCUCUUGAUCGUUAAUGUUGGAGAAAAAGAGGAACUGUAUUUCAAAGACUCCGAAGGAUUCAUAUUUAGGAGAAUGGUCUGAAUGAUUUUUGGUGGAAAUGGAAUUGGUAGGAAUACGCAUUACUUUGGUGUACUUUUGGAUGACGUCUUUUGCUAGGAUGUCAUACCAAGCAGAAAAUGUUCUUUAUCCAUUUGGGCCAUCUGAGGGGGACACGAAGCUACCAAGCAACGAUGAUGGUGAUUCCGGAAAAAUCAAACUCGAUUUGAAAUUUCCAUAUUUUGAUGAAGAUCACGCCUCAUUAAUAGUCAACACGAACGGCAUCAUCUCGUUCAUCAAGAACGUCUCCCAGUACACACCCGACGUCUUCCCCCUCGACGACGACCGCCGUAUCAUCGCUCCUUAUUGGGCCGACGUCGACACGUCAGGUCCCCGUGGUGAAAAUGGCAAGGUCUGGUACCGUCAGACUACGAACGACACGUCAUUCCUGCAGAACCUCACGGAUCAGAUCGGGAGCAUCUUCCGAGUGGAGUUCAGGUUUCGCCCUUUCGUUGCCAAGUUCGCCUUUGUGGCCACAUGGGAGAACGUUACAUUUUAUUCCAUCAGCGGCGGCGCUGCUUUAAAGACCAAUACAUUUCAGGCCGUGCUGGUGUCUGAUGGCGACUAUUCUUUUACAAUAUUCAACUACGAGAAACUCGAGUGGACAACUGGGAGCUCGAGCUUCGGUGAUAAAGGGACAGGGCUCGCUGGAAACAGUUCAGUAGCAGUAGCAGCGCAGGUCGGUUUCAAUGCCGGUGAUGGUAGUAACUACUAUUCGGUACCCGGGUCCAGAACCGAUGCGAUCCUUGAGAUAAGUCAAACCAGUAACAUCCUGGUUCCAGGUAGAUGGGUCUUCAGAAUCGACGGCAAGUCCGUAGAGGCUGGAGGAUGCAGGGAAGAUACUGCAAAUGCGGCUCAACUUCAGAUCUCCCCUCAACAAGUGAGCAUGCUCGGGGGCGACGUCCUAUCGAUAUCAGGGCCCUGCUUCCAGAGCACGAACAUCAUCCUUUGCCGCAUAGAAGACGUGGUGAUAGAGGCCAUUUACGAUCCCGAGACAGACCCGUUCACAGUUAGGUGUCCAUCCCCUCUGUUUAUGCGAGUGGGACCAUCUAAAGUGAUGUUGUCCAGGGAUGGCGGUGGGUCCUACAACUACACUGGGCAUGUCUCAGUAGUCGGUCUUGACAGGAUCGAGCCAGCUAUUAGAUCAUAUCAGAUGGCUGAUGACAUCAUCAGCUUGACGUGGAACACCGAAGGGUUUCCCAGUCCCGACUCCAGGGCUCAAGACAUCUAUAUCGACAUUCUUCUGUACUUUUAUAAGGAAGAUACGACAACGGGACUCGUGCAACUUGCCCCGGCGCGCCAAAGCGCCAUCCGAAAAAACACCAGACUUGACAAUGAUCGGAUGCUCUUGUCGACAAUGGAAAUUUCUGAUGUUGCAAGAGAAAGAGAAAGUGACGUCAGCGUUGGCAUUUUCCGCAUCACCGAAGCGAAUGAAGUGAAACUCAACAUGUCAAAUAGAUGGGUUGAUGGAAACCUGGAUAUCAUGAAUAUGGAAACCCCGAUAGCCGCCAUGUGGUCGUUGCCUUUUAACCUCAACCCGGACUCCAGCACGUCGGAAGCAAGCUGGUGCAGUAAAUGGGCGUCCGACCAAAUCCCCCCGUCUACCGACAACGCCCCGCCUUGCCCUUGUCUACUUCAGCAGGCUCUGGCAGAUAUCGGCGGGUUCGAAGACUACCCGUGGUGUGAUCAUCGCUUCCAUGAGGAGUGUCCCUACCGUUGGGAAGCCAAUCACUGUGUUAGAGCUAAGAUAGCGAGCUCUCGCGGUUAUGGCCAGCUAUGCUGCUAUGGCUUCGAUGGCAACAUCCUACACCUCAACGACACUCCUGCUGGAGGAUACACACAGAAGCAUCACCACCGCGGCUUCCUGCCUCCAAGAUUUCCUGGGAACAUCCCCUACCUCUCCAACUACCUCUGGGAUCGCAUCCCAUGGGAGGAAUGCUGCGGGAAGACGCGGGAUGGGACCGCAGAGGAGAGGGGACGGUGUGACCUCUUCAGGGGGAAGCGACCGUCGAGUGACUGCAAGGAUUAUAGGGCGCCGGCUGUUGGGGCUGUGUUCGGCGAGCCUCAUUUCAUUACAUUCGAUGGUAAGGACUACAUCUUCAAUGGCCAUGGAGAGUACACGUUGGUCAUGACCGAUGAUACCCAGCCACCAGACGGUCGAAUCCAGGUUCAAGGUCGGCUGCAACAAUUAGACGAGUAUGUUCGUGCUACUGGGUUGACGGCUGUAGCUGCCGGAAGUGAUACCUCUUCCACAGUUCAUGUGGAGCUGAAUGACAGAAGAGAAAUGGAUGCGUGGAUCAGAGCGGAUGGAAGUGACGAGAGCUGGAACAACAUCAACUUCAUCAGGAGUAAUUACUGGAUGGAUGAUGGUGUUACCAUCGAGUUGGGUUUCACGGAAGACAAUCGCAAGCUCUUAUGGGUCACUUUCGACCAGGGAAUCGCCAUCAUGCUGGAAAAGCCCUUCGGCAGUACUGCGAUGUCGGUACGGAUCUACAUACCUUCCACCCUGAAAGAAAAGGUCAUUGGUCUCUUAGGAACCUGGAACGAUGACGCAACCGACGACUUCACGAUCCCGUCCGGUCGGUCUAUCACCGGCAACUCACCGGAGAACCUCCAUAAAUAUUUUGGUCAGGAAUGGAACGUCGAUCCCUCGGAAUCGCUUUUCCGAUACGAUGUCGGUCUCAACCACUCUCUGAUCAACCACGAGGACUACGAACCCAACUUCGACUUCGAACAGUUCGUCACUGAUGAGGAGCUCGAUGAUGUCUGUGGAGACAAUAGAUUCUGUAUCUAUGACUUCAUUAAGACAGGCGUUCCGAACAUGGCAGAGGCAGCAGGCAAUGCUCACAAUAUGUGGCAACGGACGCGAAAUCAUACAACUAACGUCGUGAGUUGUGGCUACCUUCCUCCACCUGGUAACGGUAGCAAGGUGGGCGUGGUUUAUCUGGCAGGUUCCAUGGUGACGAUGACGUGUAACAAAGGCUUUGAUAUGAUUGGCACAGUGGAAUGGCUCUGCCGUCCUAUCGGUAGCUGGUCUGGCAAUGAGACUACUACAUGUGUUGAGAGCAAAGAUACCCGGAUGUGGUUGAUUCUAUACAUCGUAAUGGCUAUUGUGGCGUUCCUUAUCCUUAUUUCAUGUUGUCUCAUCUGCUUCGUGUGUAUAAUGAGAAGGCGUAAAGACAAAGAACAUGAUAAAGAAAGGGAGAGAUCCAAAUCAAACGCCGGCUUAUCCGUUGCCUACCAAAACGGGGGUUACACCCCUGAUGGGGGAAUUACAAAAAUAAAUGGCACCACGCCCACUUCGAAUGGAAUUAGCAACGGCAACGGGGCAUCGCAUCAUAUUGCAACGGAAGAAGAGAUCGACGGAGGCGUGGCCAAUGGCCAACCGACCAAUGCGCGUGCAGCAAAUGGACACACUGCAAAUGGGCACGCGGCAACCAAUGGACACACCACCAAUGGGCAUGCAGCAGCCAGUAACACGCGUGGGCACGCAGAAGCCCCUCCCUCGCAAAAUAAUCAUGAGACUGGUACAUUGGAUUCGGCUGCUGGCGGAGCUGUGGGCGUGUCUGGGGAUGGGUCAGUAUCCAGUAGCAAUGUCAGCAGCCCGAGGAGACCAGCCCAGGUUUCGACGAGUCACCGUGAUCAGCCGUCAACAUCUAAUGAUCCUGCUAGUAAUUACAAGGGUGGAGCUCCACCCAUUGAAAAGAAACUGAAGAAGAAGGCAAAGGAGAAUCCCUAUGACGCCUUACCAGCCAGUUUAAAAUCUAAAUUGAACAAUCCAGAUUAUGAGACGUUAUCAAAAUAUAGGAAGGAGAUUCCUGCUCUUAUGGAAUAUAUAUGGCUCAUCAAGAGAUACAGAGAGGUUUGCACUGGACCAUCAUAGUGAUGAAAGUGAAGAUGAGAUUGCGGUUAUUAAAGCACAAAUCAAACGAGACAUGGCAAAAGACAAAGAUGGAAGACGCUAAUUAAGUUAAGAAUGAACCAAGCAUAUGGAAUUCCUUCAUCUCAUCCCGAACUGGAAAUGGUACAAAAUAUAAACUGAUUUGUUAAUGGGAUCGAGCCAGUACUAUCAGCAAGUGUAUGAUAUUGCAUAACGCGAAAUCUACAUGUAUGUAUUCAACUAUAAAAUAGUAGUCCUAUAUCUGACCAUUACGAUGGUUAUGUCUGUCUUUCAUUGAAAUAAUGAAAAUCUCUUGAUUUUGACUUCAUUUGUAAAUAUUGGUGAUCGAAAUUAUGAAAGUUAAGUCAAUAUAUUCCAAAUGUGCCAUAGGCCUAUACUCUUUCAUGCAUAUAGGGAAAGAAUAUGCAUAUUCAUUUUAAUGCGGUUUAUGGGUAUAAUGGCAUAUAGGAAAGCUAAUUAACCCAUCCUAUGUCAGAAAAUCUACUAUUUAUAUGUCUUUCAAGGUAUUAAUACCUAUUUUAUAAGAUCUAUUUAAUAUAUUUGUGUUAUUACUACUCAUGAGUUUCUUUAUGUUUCCUACAUUGAUUUAUAUAUAUAUAAACAAAAUCAAUGUAGUCUAAUUGAUCGAAUUUCUUGUGUGAAAACAUAUUUUUAAAAACAAAAAUCUGUAUGAUGUAAUGUCAUGAUUGUAAUUUUGACAAUGCGGAAUUAGAGAUAUAGUUCAUCGAUAAAAAAAUACAUGAAAUAGUUUAUCAAAACCAAGUCAAUGUUUGAGAAACAAACUAAUCACUCAACUUCAGUGGUCAGAAUAGCAAUAUCGUCCAAUGUUUUGGAUUUUUCCCUUCCAGAUUCUUUUUAGAGUAUAAAUAUUUGACUAUGGAGGAAUAUAUUAAUGUGCAAUAAAACAUUUUAAUACAUUGGUAAUGAAUAUUUGUAUGAAUAUAUAAAUGACUGAAAUAAAAAAAGCUUAAUACUAAGAUCGCAAGUAGAGUAGAUUUCAGUUUAAGACAUUUUGACGUAAAUAAUCAAUGGUAGCCCUUUGUUAGGAAAUUAGAGAAAUGAAGCAUGCAGCUCACUUUUGAAAAUGAUUUAAGUUAUUGAUAACUCAUACAUGUCAUAUACAAUGCGUAAUAAUGAUAAUGAUAGGUGGAAAUGAAUUUAUGAAUAUGCAUUUAGUAAUGAAAGCUAUAUACAUGUAUACU
Messenger RNA from Lytechinus variegatus (green sea urchin), 5421 nucleotides. Its product is annotated as sushi domain-containing protein 2-like. NCBI's taxonomy places the organism in Eukaryota, Metazoa, Echinodermata, Echinoidea, Temnopleuroida, Toxopneustidae. Bases 320 to 4201 code for a protein of 1293 amino acids. The record is from RefSeq and is a predicted model, not a curated record. Gene Ontology annotation, biological process: cell-matrix adhesion. The transcript is spliced from 19 exons.